Pistacia vera is the source of this 744-nucleotide messenger RNA. RefSeq lists its product as uncharacterized. The transcript has 2 exons. The coding region runs from base 1 to 744 and encodes 247 amino acids. The record is from RefSeq and is a predicted model, not a curated record. Lineage: Eukaryota; Viridiplantae; Streptophyta; Magnoliopsida; Sapindales; Anacardiaceae.
AUGCUUUGGGGACGUGAUGGAUCAGUUGAAGUUAUGGCAGCGGAUAAAUAUUUUUGGGUGUUCAAAUUUUCAAAGAACCGAACCAGGGAUUGGGUGUUAGAAGAGGAACCUUGGCACAUUGCAAACCAGACUCUGGCUCUGAUAAGAUGGAAACCCAAUAUGCAGCUCAUAAAGCUUGCAGCUACUAAAAUUCCUAUCUGGGUGAAGUUUUGGCAUGUUCCAAUGGAAUAUAUGACCAGAAUGGGCUUAAGCUACUUAGCAAGUGCUAUUGGAGUUCCUUUAUACAUGGAUAAGGCCAUUGCACUGAGAGAGUGCCCGAAGAAUAACCAAACCCUUGCUCAACCUCUGAAGAAGAAGAAGGAAAUCAAGCGGGACUGGGUCCCUAAAAAGACUGAUAAUGCUAAUGACUGGAGAGUUGUGCAGAGACCUUCAGGUAUGAAACAGAGAGCUGAUAUGAUAGAAAAUGUCAGUAAAAUGAAAGGGUCUGCAAAAUCUGUAGCAAAUAGAUUUGAAAUGCUUUCUAAUGAAGACUUAUCUGUAGAUGAUGUCAUUCUUCCCAAAGAAUCAAAUGCAGUGCUAUGCCAAGAAAAUAUAGAUAAGGUGGAACAGAUGCAUCACCAUUCUUAUAAAAAUGAAGGAAAGCAGCAGAAUAUUCAGGAGUCUCCUAGCUUUGCUGCUAUAGUCAAGGGUAGUGAAAGUGGAGCAAGAGAGGAAGAUGACUAUCUAAAGCCGAUAGUCUGGUAG